CCAGCCAUACUAAUUUUAAUUAUUUAUUAUUAUUAUUGACAAGAUUGUGAAAACAUUUAGCAUAAUUUAUUUUAAUAUUGAGAUAGCGCUUCUCCAUUGUUGAAGUUUUAGACAAAAUUAGGGAAAGUAAUGUGUCAAACACGCAAGACCAAGAAGCCAACUCUAUAAGAUAAGAUGAUUCUUUCUUUAUUUGUUAAUUGUUAAUAAGUGAAGAAAAGUAAAAGUUAAAAAAGAAAAGAACCCUCGAAAAGACGUGGCAUCAUAUGCAUUUUCCUCUGGAACACUCCUCGAAAUUCGUCACUAUUUGCUGUAUGGCAUGUUUGAGAAAGACCAAGAACCUCUUAGAAAAUAGUAAUAAUAUUGAAAAGGAGAAAACUUUCUUGUGCUUGGUCUCAUACACAGUAUUGUUAUUAAUUAAUUUUCUAUAUACUUAGGUGUCCCCAGUCACCACCACCACCUCCCGGAACCUUUUAGAGCCUUCUCCAACUAUUCAAACUCACUUCACUCUUCGAUCUUCAACCUCUUUAUAACUCUCUUUUAGUUGUUUUAUUUAUCUGUCAAGUGCAAUCCAUCGCAAGUUAAUUAGCUAUAGUUUCUUCCCUCUAAUUUCAACUACUUUCUAACCGAAAAGCUAUCAAUGGCUUUGGCUCGUUUGGCCUUUAAGAAUUUGCACCAAAGGGUGCUCUCUUCCCCUUCUUUUGUUGGUCACGGUGCCUUUGAGAGAGCCGCUAUAAUUGGUGGCGCUCAGAAGUUUUCCACGAGUACUGAUAAAGUGGCUAGUGAGGCCUCAGAGGGCAAACAGGUCUCUGCCACCGAAAGCAAAAAGUCUAGAUCAGUUUUACCAAGGAAACACAGGAAAAGAGGACUCUGGAGGAGAAACCAAGGCGAUUUUCCUCCUGCCCUUUUUGUUUUCCACUGGAAGAAGUUGCUUGGCUAUAUAGUGUUUGUCACAAAAUCUUUUUUGGUGGCAGAGUUCUUUCCUUCAGGCCUUGGAAACGCGCUGCUGCAAGCAACAGAGAACGUAAACAGGCUGUUCGAGAGCCUAAACUUGUCACCGUGGUCACUAUCCGGGCGAGUAAAAGAGCAUGACCAGCUCUACAAGUUGAAGUUCGACGUGCCUGGGCUGGCCAAGGAGGACCUGAAGAUUACAAUAGACGAUGGCGUUUUGAUUAUAAAGGGAGAACACAAGGAAGAGGAGAAUGCUCAAAGUGGUUCGGACGACGAGUUUUGGAGUUCGUCGAGGAGGUACGGAUACUACAAUGCCAGCCUUGUGUUGCCUGAUGAUGCCAAAGCUGAUGAUGUUAAAGCGGAGUUGAAAGAUGGGGUGUUGUGUAUCACAAUUCCCAAAACAGAGAAGCCUAAAACAGAUGCUAAGGAGGUCCAAAUACACUGAUCAUGGAGCUGCCCUUAAUCUAUAAAUUUCGUGGCCUGUUUUAGUGUGUUUAUAUAUAUAUGUGUGUGUGGUUUUUGUUGAUAAAAUAAGGAUGGAGGAAGAAUUACAAUGAAUAUGACUGAUUAUUAGUCUAUUCCUUUUUCUCUGUCUAUAUAUAUUACUUAUAAUGCAAGUAUUGAAAUACUUAA
Messenger RNA from Humulus lupulus (European hop), 1581 nucleotides. RefSeq names its product 26.5 kDa heat shock protein, mitochondrial. Gene Ontology annotation, biological process: response to heat. NCBI's taxonomy places the organism in Eukaryota, Viridiplantae, Streptophyta, Magnoliopsida, Rosales, Cannabaceae. Bases 638 to 1393 code for a protein of 251 amino acids. The transcript is spliced from 2 exons. The record is from RefSeq and is a predicted model, not a curated record.